This is a messenger RNA of Orussus abietinus, 1325 nucleotides long. Its product is annotated as UPF0605 protein CG18335. NCBI's taxonomy places the organism in Eukaryota, Metazoa, Arthropoda, Insecta, Hymenoptera, Orussidae. The transcript has 8 exons. The coding region runs from base 146 to 1078 and encodes 310 amino acids. The record is from RefSeq and is a predicted model, not a curated record.
AUUUCGCAAGAAUUCGUUGACAAACGGCGACAACCAUUGAGCUUGCAGUCUACUCGUUGGAUUUUGUUCCGCACUUAUCCUCAGAUUAUUUACAGUUGUAUAGGUCAACGAUUUUCUUGGUGGAUAGGAUUAAGAUCGUAUAAAAAUGGCAGAUGUUGACUUAAUCGCAACUGCACAACCUCAUCUACUACCUGGGUACGCCGGUUUUUGUCCUCAAUAUAAAUUUAGAUGCGGAGAAACUUAUGGAAGUCUUACGCAUAAACUUCUACUGGAUCCUACAAUCAAUCACGCGGAGACUCUCAUCCUAUCUAACAGAGCUACAGAUGAUUACGAGGUGACGAGACCACCUAAAGACGACGUGGAAUUUGUGAACGCGCGUACCAAACGAACGGACGCAACCUUUCUUCAUCCUAUGGUUCCAGGAUAUGAAGGAUUUAUGCCAAGACUGAAUGCCAAAUACGGGCAAAGGUAUAGUGUGCUUGCCACCGAAGGCCUAGCUGAAUUCGAACGAGAGUACUUGAAAAAUAAAGCUGCGUUAAACGAAUUAAAUAAAGUGAUAUCAGUUCAAAGCGGUCAUGGCAAGCCAAGGAAUCUAAAAGACCGAUUGCUUUUAGAAAGCAAAUUUAAAUUACCUAUGUUAACUGUUCGUCCGGAUUGCGUUGGUGUUAUGAGGAAUUUACCUGUUGAUGAGCAGUGUGAGAGGCCCAGAGACCAUGCUCCAUCACCUUAUUUUAUGGAAAAUACUAAUCCUAACAAGUUCUUUAUUAGCGGAUAUGCAGGACAUAUACCGUAUGGUUAUGCUCACUUCGGCACUACAAACGUUCCAAUGACGAACUCUUCCCUGUGUGAAUUUACAACAAAUUAUAGGACAAGACAAAGUACAGAAUGGGCCCCAGUGAGUAUUUCCCGGCCUGAUCCACCUCUUCUCAUACAACCGGCUGAGAUUUACCAUAAGCACGUUGGUCUUCUUCCAAAUUACCUCGGACAUGUUCCCGGAUCAGUUUUCAGAUUUGGAAAAACGUUUGGCGCAGAUACCAAAGAUGCAAAGAGAUGGCUUCGAGGAGACUUUUCUAUAUAAUUAAUUGAUUCAUAAUUUUUAGUACCAAAUUACUAAGAAUGUUACUGCUUGUUAUAAAAAUACAGUAUAUACAGUACGAAGUGAUAUAAUGCGCGAAUCACAGCUUAAAUAAAAAAUGUACCGGUUAUAGUAUAUUCUUGAUAUAAAAGCAUACCAGAUCCACUGGUAUUAUGUCACCCAAAAAUAGUAUACGAUGUUAUCAAAUUGCUAUGAAGUACGUAUAAAAUUAAAAUACUACUACAUUAAA